CUUGGCACCAAUCAAACUUCUCCCCUUUCAAUUCAAAACUCAAAACUAUAAUUCCCCCAAAAAAAGAAAAAUAAAAGAAAACCUAGAUCCCUAAAAAUUCAACCUCCUUUCUCUCUCUAAAUCCCCCCAAGCUUUCUCUCUCUAGACAACAAUGGCGUCCUCAGCAAGAGAAGAGAGCGUUUACAUGGCGAAACUCGCCGAACAAGCUGAACGUUACGAAGAAAUGGUGGAGUUUAUGGAGAAAGUCGUUUCUGCAGCUUCAGAAGGUGAAGAACUCACCGUUGAAGAGCGAAACCUUCUUUCCGUCGCUUACAAAAACGUCAUCGGAGCUCGACGUGCUUCGUGGAGGAUUAUCUCUUCGAUUGAGCAAAAGGAGGAGAGUCGUGGAAAUGAAGAUCAUGUUUCUGUGAUUCGUGAUUAUAGAUCUCGAAUUGAGAAGGAGUUAUGUGAUAUUUGUGAUGGAAUAUUGAAACUCCUUGAUACUAAGCUUAUUCCUGCUGCUAGUGCUGGUGAUUCUAAGGUGUUUUAUUUGAAGAUGAAGGGAGAUUAUCAUCGGUAUUUGGCUGAGUUUAAGACUGGUACUGAGAGGAAAGAAGCCGCUGAGAGUACUCUCACUGCUUACAAAGGAGCUCAGGAUAUUGCAAAUGGCGAGCUUGCUCCAACUCAUCCAAUUAGACUUGGAUUGGCUCUUAACUUCUCUGUGUUUUACUAUGAGAUUUUGAACUCUCCUGACAGGGCUUGCAAUCUCGCUAAGCAGGCGUUUGAUGAAGCUAUAGCUGAGCUAGACACCCUCGGAGAAGAGUCAUACAAAGAUAGCACUUUGAUUAUGCAACUUCUUCGUGAUAACCUUACCUUGUGGACAUCGGAUAUGCAGGAUGAUGGUGCUGAUGAGAUCAAGGAGGCUGCCAAGCAGCCUGAAGCUGAUGAACAACAGUAAGAGUGCCUAACGUUGGAAUUAGGGUUUCAAUCUUCUCCAUAGUGGUUUUUAAAAGGAGAAGUGUGUUUGUUUAUGAUGCUAGGUUUUUCUUCUUUCUUUUUUACCAUUCCGAACAAGAAUUGCUUUGAUUCAGCAUUGUCAAGUCGGGUGAUGUUUAUUAAUGCCGUUCUUAUAUAUUAAAAUAUGGCAAAUCUGCCUGCUCCUCAA
Molecule: messenger RNA, 1144 nt
Organism: Beta vulgaris subsp. vulgaris (sugar beet)
Lineage: Eukaryota; Viridiplantae; Streptophyta; Magnoliopsida; Caryophyllales; Amaranthaceae
Product: 14-3-3-like protein
Exons: 4
Coding region: 152-937 (261 amino acids)
Biological process (GO): signal transduction
Cellular component (GO): cytoplasm
Source: RefSeq, a predicted model, not a curated record